Molecule: messenger RNA, 4446 nt
Organism: Ostrea edulis (European flat oyster)
Lineage: Eukaryota; Metazoa; Mollusca; Bivalvia; Ostreida; Ostreidae
Exons: 7
Coding region: 1071-2960 (629 amino acids)
Source: RefSeq, a predicted model, not a curated record
CAGGGAUCGUAUAAAGGUCAUCUUCUGGUGACAUCUUCAUUAUCCAAUCAAAUCGUCACUUCCCCGACACUGGAAGUCCAGGAACGGUAACUCGGUUUGUUUGUCUUUUUCGGAACGCUUCGUCGUUCAUCAUAACCUCGCACAUAAGAACCGACGUUAACAGAAUGGCAAUGGCCGCGGCCAGUGUGAUUGACGCUCGAUUUUUGAUUACUGGUAUAUAUAUGUUUUGAUUUAUGUAUUAGAUAUUGUGAUUGAAGAUCGAUGUUUGAGUAUAUGUUCCAAAGCUUAACAUUAUGGCUGCAGGUAUUCUAACACCUCGGCGCAUAUACUAUAAAGCAAAUAUAUGUGUGCUUUGUGGAUUCGCAUUUGUUCAAUCAGAGAUAACUUCAACAGGGGAAACGAUUGAAAGAAAUCUAUUUAAUAAAAAGCUGAAAUUAACAGACGAUAAAGUCAAAUCUAUACAACACGUACUUAGUGAAUUUCAACACGACAGUGUUAGCUCCAGCAAUGGUGUUUGUAAAAAUUGCUAUAGAACUGUUGAAAGGAUAAUUAAGAUAGAAAAGGAAGUGGAACAGUUACAGAUAGAAAUAUCUAGAUCCAGAUCAUCGGUUAGGACAAAAUACCAGUUGGCAACACCAUCCCCUACAAAAUCAAAAAUUGAAAAAAGAUUGCGAAUAUCACCAGAAAAAACUGUGAAAAGACCAUUUCCGUCAUCAUUUAAGAAAGUUACAGUUGUGAACAUUCCACCAAUACCAACAAUUUUGCCCAAAACGGAAAAGAAUGAGCCAGUAUGUAAGCCAUUGAGUGUAAGAAGAUCUCUGCCAUUUUCAACUGUUGAGAAUGUUCAAGAUAAGACAGAUAGUUCACUGGAAGGAGAAGUUGAAACAGUUUUAUUUUGCAUGGAAUUACUUAUUUUUCCAUCAACUGCUGCUGAUUUAGCCAUUUGUGACUAACAAGACACAAAGAUCACCAUUCACUACAAGAGUGGAAAAAAACAAAAGUUUAUUGCCAAUCCAAGCCACAAAACCAUUUGUAAAGCUUUACUUACAGAAAAAGAUGCAGAAAAAACUAUGCUUGAUGUUUUAAAGAAAUCAAAUCCAUCAUAUCUAGUAAACCAGACUUGUGAAAUAAUUGGCGAUGAAUGUGAAAAGAUAUGCAAGCGAAACAGUGGAAGCGUACUCCAGGAUCGAACAUAUCAUGGUAUAUUGAAUUUUUCAUGGGAUGAAUUGGAAGGAGAAUUACAAACUCUUGCCCCAAAUUUACUUCAAAUAGUAAAAAGCAUGGUUUCAGACAAACCAUCAUCUAUCUCUGACAGAUGUCGCAUACAGAUGCUGAACGCCAUUGCUUGUGCACUACAUGCAAGGUCCAGAGAAAUGACAGCACUUCAAUAUUUAACAGGAUUAAUCUUACUUCAUGGAGGCUGCACUCAACGAGACAUUGACAGAUUAGCUAAAAUGGGUGUAACUGUGUUGUCUGAUACCCUUCACAAAAAGCUUGGAACCUGGCAAGUAAAUCUUGAUGAAGUGCUGAUUCAAAUGAAACAGGAUUGGUUGAACAUGGCAAAGGAAAAAUAUCAACUAGCAGGAGAUAACUGGGAUAAGAACAUUCUCCCAAGUUACAGAACCUCACAGCAGAAAACGAUCUCCUUGCAUUUAUUCACUGUUGUGGGAGUUGUAGAUAGAAUUUCACCUCCCUUACCAGAAGAAGUGACGGACAUUAAUUCUGUAACUGAUUUGGACGCCAACAUAUUCAUCCCUUCAUUGCAAGAGCAGAAUGUACUAAGAAAUGAGCUGACUUUCCUUGUUGCUAGUGCAUUGGUGAAUAACAUUGAUCAGUUAACAAACCACUUCAAGAACAUUUACCCACAACAUCUGGAACACCAGUAUAGUCAUUCUGCAGGAAUCAAGACCAAACAGUAUUGCCUUGGAUUGUUUGAUUCCAAUGAGCAGAAAACCCAGGAUGUAAUCCAACUCUUAAAAGAACCACAAGACAAGUAUGUCCCAGUUACAGAUGGAGACAUUAAGGAAGAAGUAUUCUUUGGAGGUGAUCGUUUGACAGAUGAGCGAAUACAGUGUGCCCAGCAAGCAAUGGAAAAUGAAAACACUCCAUUAAAACGAUUGGAAGGAUUCAUUUCUAAGAUAGAAGAUUUCCAUCGACUUAUGAAUUUUUUGGAGGCUAUCUGUAAAUUGACAUUUAGCACCAGUUCAGGAAAAGAUAGAGGCACUGCAUACUUUUUUAGGAAUUUGCUCAACUGUCGUAUCAUCAAAGGGGAUGUCAAGAACUCCUAUCGGGCAUACAAAAUGCAGUAUUAUACCAUUUUUGAUGGAAUUUGUUGUGCAUUGUUUUUGAGGGAAUUGAAUUUGGACUCCUUAGAAGAUGAAGUCCCCUUUCCUCCUGACUGGGACAAGUUGAACGAGAUUGAGAAGGUAGAAUGGUUAAACACUUUAAGUGAAAAUAUUGUGAAGAAAUGGUUCUUUGAAAGUGCUGAUGAUUUAUGUCAAGAGCUGCGAGACAUAAUGAAUGAUCCUGAUCAUGAAGAAAAUUAUUGGAGUUCCAAUUACUCCAAUGGGCGAUUCAAAUGUCAUUUCUGUGAUAAAACAUAUAUCUACUCUAAAAGCUUACAAACUCAUGAGCUUAAAGUUCAUUCACAUAACGUGAAGAAACAAUCUGGUGAAAAGACAUCUACAGAUAGUGAUGAGGUGUUUAACUAUGUUAUGCUAGUAUUUAAACUAGUUGCGUUACAUCGGAAUCUGGAUUCUGCUGUUGAUAUGGGAGAUGGUAUGAGAUCAGUACGGUCUGCCAAGUAUGAAGCACCAAUUUACAAUAAAACAAAUAAACUGAAGUACCUGAUAGGAAGUGUCCAUUUGACUGCAUUGGUAUCUGGAACCCUUCCAAACAACCAAUCUGAGCGCCUUAUAUGGAACAGAUUUAUUAAUAUCAGUGGUGGGAAAAAUGAAUAACAUGGCUAUAGACGAGUAUGUAGAGCUUGUUAAUCGUGACACGAAAAACACUUGCUCAGGGUAUCAAACAAAGGAAAGCAUUGUUUCACAUUCAAGAGAGUUUCCACAUCUAAUUGAUGCAACAAAACAUGUUGAUGCUAUUUGUGAUGUUUAUAAAAGAAAGGGCUUUCACAAGAAGCCCUCAUAUGUUGGGGAUGUGAAAAAGGUUGCAUCUGAACUAAUUAGAAUGAAUGCAUUUGAUAAAACUAUUGGGAGAACUCUAGGAUGUAGGGAAAUAGUGUCUGAAAGAAACCCUUUUGACAGUUGUUAUUCUAACUUUACAACCAUGAUUCACAGGCACAAGCCAGUGCUUCCAUUCAGGCGAUUGAGAAAUGAACGAGUUUGAAUUUUCUCAUGGUUGUACAUUUGAGUGAUUGUUACAUACUUUUGCCCUUAUUAUGUGUAGGAAUUUUGAUUCGCAUGUGCAUAUCUAUGUAUUGUUUUCCCCAUCUUAUGAUAUAUUGUUGGAAAGAUGCUGUCAGAUUAAAAGUGGUGAGGCCAAAAUAAAAUAUAUGUGUGUUUCCUAUUUAAAGCCCUCAAAAAUUAGGUAGGGUAGGUAGGUAAACAUUCUAUUUCAUUAAAACAUUUUAUUUGAAAUCUUAACUUUUUUGAUACACUUUCAUUACAUAUCUAUAUACAUUACAAAUACUUUUCACACAUUUUGAAGCUCAAUAGUAGUAAAAUGAAAAUCACAGAAACUUGUACACAAAAAGAAAAAAAUCCAAAUUCAGAAGUUUUGCUUUACCAUGUUUACAUACAUGUAUAUCAUCAAUGAAAAGUUUAGGGUCAGCAGCAAAUAGGUAGGUAUGGUCAGAAAACCGGAAACACGCAUCUAUUUCACUUUUGCCUGAUCGUACACAUAUAUUAUCUCUGUGUUUGUCAUGCGAUGUAGCAGGCAACAAAAACGAUCAGGGCUUGAAGAUAACUUUUUAUGUCACCAGUCCAACCGGACUGAUGGGGUAUAAUUUCAACCAGUCCGCAGGAAAAUUUACCUGUCCAACAGAGGUUUCCAUAAAUAAUUUUGUUAAUGUUAUUACAAUGAAAUUUAAUUCAAUAUGCCUCAGUCAAUAUUGUAACACUUGUGGGAUUUAUAUUUACGAAUCAGAUUUGUCUGAUAUGUACAGAUCGAAGAAAUUUCAUAUAAAGUAUAUUUUCCAUCGGACUGACUAAAACAAAUGUAUGUCAGUCCACCAGACUUUUAACCAGUCACAGACUGACAGGCAUAUGUUAAUUUUGAGUCAUGACGUUUGAUAGAGGUAUAUGUCUCUGGACUUCUUGAACAACAAAGUUUUGAGAUAAAUUUUGAGAUACAUGUUGCAUAGUUUAAUAACAGAUACAUAAAAUACAAUUACAAUGUAUCUAAAGUGAGUUCCAAAAGUUCAUCAUCUGUAACUGAGUCUGACUGAUAGUCAUAAGAUAUAGUAUCAGAAUCACUGUCUACCACAUC